AAAUGCAAAAAUUUCUAGCGAUAAAAAAAAAAAUAGAAGAAUUAAAGAGAAACGGAACCUAAUCCCUUAAACCUCACCGGCGAAGAAGAAGAAUGGCAUUCUCGUCUCCUUCGCUCCUCCGUCUUCUCCCUCACCAACCCUUCGCUCUAACAACCUCAAAACGACACCUUUUCUUAUCCUUUAACCACGAAUCUUCAUCAUCAUCUUUUCCGGUCAGAAUUCCGUCUCUCGUAGCAGCCGCCGUCUCCUCAAAAUCCUCCACCGGGACAAAACCAAAAUCCAAAUCAAAAGCCAAACCUCCUCCUCCUCCAGUAGCUGAAGAUGAAACAGGAACAGAGGAAUCAGAAACGGUCAACAUUGCCGAAGACGUAACUCAAUUGAUUGGAAGCACACCAAUGGUGUAUCUCAACAGAGUCACCGAAGGGUGCGUGGCUGACGUCGCUGCAAAGCUCGAAUCAAUGGAGCCUUGUAGAAGCGUCAAAGACAGGAUUGGUCUCAGCAUGAUUAACGAGGCAGAAGACAGAGGAGACAUAACUCCUAGAAAGAGUGUGUUGGUUGAGCCAACGACGGGGAACACUGGCCUAGGGAUAGCUUUUGUGGCUGCAGCUAGAGGGUACAAGCUUAUAGUGACUAUGCCAGCUUCUAUAAACGUCGAGAGAAGGAUGCUUUUACGCGCGCUAGGAGCGGAGAUUGUGCUGACGAGUCCAGAGAAAGGUCUCAAAGGCGCGGUGGAUAAGGCUAAAGAGAUUGUUGUGAAGACCAAGAACGCAUAUAUGUUUCAGCAGUUUGAUAAUACGGCUAAUACAAAGAUCCAUUUUGAGACUACAGGACCGGAGAUUUGGGAAGAUACAAUGGGGAAUGUUGAUGUGAUUGUUGCUGGGAUUGGAACUGGUGGGACUGUAACUGGUACAGGAAGUUUCUUGAAGAUGAUGAACAAUGAUAUUAAGGUAGUUGGCGUUGAACCAUCAGAGAGAAGUGUGAUCUCUGGAGACAAUCCUGGUUAUAUACCGGGAAUCUUGGAUGUUAAGCUACUCGAUGAAGUGGUUAAGGUUAGCAAUGAAGAAGCAAUUGAGAUGGCGAGAAGACUAGCUUUGGAGGAAGGGUUACUAGUUGGGAUCUCGUCUGGAGCAGCUGCAGUAGCAGCAAUCAGCUUAGCUAAAAGAGCUGAGAACGCCGGGAAACUCAUCACGGUUCUGUUUCCGAGCCAUGGUGAAAGGUAUAUCACAACGGCUCUGUUUAGUUCCAUCAACAAAGAGGUUCAAGAGAUGAGCCAUUAGGAGCAGCAGCUAUAAGAGAAACCCUUGAAGUAUAGUGUAAACUACAAGUCUCUCUCUACAAACUUGGAAACGUUUUGAGAUACAAGCCUUGACUUCACAGGGUUUUGAGAAGACCACGCGGGGAUUGAGAGAUGAAUCAAACAGUUUUUUUUCCAGAGAUUUUGUGAUGUAAAUCUUAACCUAGUCUUAUUACUUCUUCUUAUCGCUUAUAUCUUGGGGCUCAAGUUACAGAAGUGUAUAAGAGUGAAUUUGAAGUUAAUUAGGAGUGCAACAAUGAUUUGGAACAAUCAACUAAAAGUUUAAU
Messenger RNA from Raphanus sativus (radish), 1581 nucleotides. Its product is annotated as S-sulfo-L-cysteine synthase (O-acetyl-L-serine-dependent), chloroplastic. Gene Ontology annotation, cellular component: cytoplasm. The coding region runs from base 93 to 1277 and encodes 394 amino acids. Lineage: Eukaryota; Viridiplantae; Streptophyta; Magnoliopsida; Brassicales; Brassicaceae. The record is from RefSeq and is a predicted model, not a curated record. Gene Ontology annotation, molecular function: cysteine synthase activity. The transcript has 10 exons.